AGGGGACGUUCCGCUGUUUUUCUUUUUGAUUUCGCUUGUGAAGAACGAGUCUUUUUCGGUUCGCGGUGCGCGGAGAACUGUACAAAGUCGUGAUGGGCCGCUAUACUAUAGAUUUGUAACUGCUCUUCAACGACAAAAUGCUUUUUAAACUGGUUAUUUGGUUAAUACUCGUAGUUUGUGUGGUCGAACGGAAUCCGGCUGAAGCCAAUGAAUACUACACUUGCGAUUCACUUUCUGAAAAAUGUGUAUUAUUUCAUGCCUGCAUUCAUGCAAAGCAUAAAGGGUAUUUCAAAAUUUGUGCUAUUAACUCCAUUUGUUGUCGGGUUCCAAAAAAACCGAAAGCAGACACUCGGUCCUCAAGAGCAUGUCUAAGCUACGCGAGUAACACGACUUUUUGUCCGAGGCAUUUGUUUAUAUCGCAUUCGCAAGAAUCAUAUCGGAAUGAAUUACAAUACAUGGCGCAUAUAGGUCUGACGAACCCAAGAGCCUGGAUUUGCGGCGGCACCCUGAUACAUAGUAAAUUUGUUCUUACCGCGGCCCACUGUGUCAUUCUAGAGCGGGCUGUUGGUACGGAAGAGCCAGGUUUUUUGGUGCGCCUAGGAGGUCACAAUAGCACUGACGGCGCAAUAUAUGAAGUAGCUGAAAAAAUCCCGCACCCCGACUAUAAAGAAGAAGACGGGACAAAAAACGAUAUAGCUUUACUGAAAUUGACCAAAACAGUCGUCUUUAAUGACCAAGUUAAGCCAGCCUGCUUACCAACAACUAGUGGACAAGAGCAUGCGAAGAUGACAGUCUCUGGAUGGGGAUUAUAUAGCAGCUACGAACCCAAUAAACCAGCCCCUCAGUUGCGCAAGGCUGACGUAACACAGUUUAAAUAUGCCGAAUGCAAUGAAGAAAAUGAAGUGCUACAGGAAAUGAAGAUUUGCGCUGGUGGAGAGAACGAUGCAAGCGAUUCAUGCCAGGGAGAUUCGGGAGGACCACUGGCCAUAUGGCAUCCGGAAUGGGGCUCGUGCCUGGGGCAGGUAUUCGGCAUUGUUUCUGAAGGAUCGUUUUGUGAUACAAAAUCUCCACGGACGAUUUACACUAGAGUUUUUUAUUAUCUUCAAUGGAUUGAAGACAUAGUAUGGAAGACCAGAGAAGAAACCUUGUCAGCGGCAGAGUGGAAAUAAAAAGAAAUACACAGAA
This is a messenger RNA of Drosophila pseudoobscura, 1185 nucleotides long. RefSeq names its product trypsin-3-like. The transcript has 4 exons. The coding region runs from base 138 to 1169 and encodes 343 amino acids. Gene Ontology annotation, molecular function: serine-type endopeptidase activity. NCBI's taxonomy places the organism in Eukaryota, Metazoa, Arthropoda, Insecta, Diptera, Drosophilidae. The record is from RefSeq and is a predicted model, not a curated record. Gene Ontology annotation, biological process: proteolysis.